AUAGCGAAUAAUAAUAUUGUGCAUUUUAUGCAGAAUCAUUUUGAAGUUUUGAACAAAUAGAUAUUGUGAAUUUGAACAAUCGUCAUAAUAAUAUUAUUAUUUUUACAAUGUGCUAGUAAAAUAGUUGCGAUUUUUAGACCAGUAUUGAACGUUUUUGGAAUUGUAAGACCAAAGAGUGUUUUAUUUUUUGGAGAAACAAUUCUGUGCAACUAUAACAUGAGUACAACGUUGCAAGAAGAUGAGUUUCCCGUAUGGGCAUUGGUACCAAAAAAAGAAACUGGAAUCACAAACUUCCUGGCCAAAAAUCCGUUAUACGAUGGCCGUAAUGUGACAAUAGCUAUAUUCGAUUCUGGUGUCGAUCCUGGAGCUCCUGGUCUUAAAGUGACAAGUGAAGGAAAACCAAAAGUUAUUGCUAGAUACGACUGCAGUGGUGCUGGUGAUGUUGAUACCUCAACCGUAGUGACACCCGAAGGAAAUAAAAUAAAAGGAUUAAGCGGACGUACACUUGUUAUACCAAGUACUUGGAAAAAUCCUACUGAGAAGUAUCACAUAGGUAUAAAAAAUGCAUUUGAGUUAUACACCAAGAAUGUCCAAAAGCGAAUUGAAGAAGAAAAGAAAGAAAAGCAAUGGGACCCACUUCAUAAGCCAUUAUUAUCAAAAGCAAUCAUGGAACAACAAAAUUUCAAUAAUGAAUUUGAUCCUUCUAAAGUCACACUGACGAGAAACCAGAAAUUAAAAAAGGAUGACCUAGACAGCACUGUUGAAGCUUUACAAAAUUUAGAAAAAAAGUAUAAAUUUAUCACCCCAGUUUAUGAUUGCAUUGUUUUCCAUGACGGAGUACAGUGGCUUGCAUGCUUGGAUACUUCUGAAAUGGGAGAUUUGGCUUCAUGUAAACUUAUGGGAGAAUUUAGCGAAGAUCCAGUUAAUAAUUUUGAUUACAUUACUGCCGCCGAUCGAAUGAGUUAUUCAUUUAAUGUGCAUAAUGAUGGAGAUGUAUUGGAAAUCGUAUCUCUUGGGUCAUCUCAUGGAACACAUGUAUCUGCUAUUGCUGCUGGGUAUUUUCCUGAUGAACCAGACAGAAAUGGAGUGGCUCCUGGCGCCCAAAUUAUAUCCUUAACUAUAGGCGAUAGUCGUUUAGAGACAAUGGAAACAGGAACUGCAGUUGUAAGAGCGAUGAUUAAAGUUAUGGAACUUAGAAAAAAGUUCAACAUUGACGUUAUAAAUAUGAGUUAUGGGGAACACUCAAAUUGGUCUCAUGCUGGGAGAGUUGGCGAUAUUAUGAAUGAUGUAAUUGACAAGUAUGCUGUUACUUGGGUUGCAUCUGCUGGCAAUCAUGGACCAGCUUUAUGCACUAUUGGGGCUCCUCCAGAUAUUUCAAAAACGACAAUCAUAGGAGUUGGAGCAUAUGUAUCACCAGAUAUGAUGACAACAGAAUACUCUAUGCUACAAAAACUCCCAGGAAAUACUUAUACAUGGUCCUCAAGAGGACCAACAAUUGAUGGAGGUAGAGGAAUAAGUGUAUGUGCCCCAGGUGGGGCAAUAACUUCUGUACCUGGAUACCUGUUAAGAGGAUCACAGUUAAUGAAUGGCACAAGCAUGUCUGCACCUCAUGUAGCUGGAGCAACUGCUGUAUUAAUAUCUGGACUCAAAGGAAAAGCUAUAGAUACCUGUCCUUAUUUGAUUAAACGAGCAAUGGAAAAUACUGCAUCGUAUAAUGAUAAGAUUGAUCACUUUUCACAAGGACAUGGCUUAUUACAAGUUGAUAAAGCAUUUGAUUAUUUAACUCAAUACUACACUGAACAAGAAUCAUAUGUCAAGUUUAUGGUAUCUUGUAGUAUCCAAGGCCAUAGUGUUAAUGGGAAUAAAGGAAUCCAUAUCAGAAAUGCAAUUGAAAACAAAGUGGUUGACUGUGUCAUAAUUGUGGAACCAGUAUUUUUAAAUAAUGUAGAUGUCGAUGCAGAUAGAAAAAUUAAUUUCCAAAUGAGCUUGUGCUUGACGAGUGACGUUUCGUGGGUACUUGUACCCAAAUAUUUGGAACUGAUGUACAUGGCACGCAAUUUUAACAUAAAAGUCGAUCCGAGUGGAUUGUCUCCAGGCGUGCACACGACUACGUAAGUCAUGAGACUAUUACAAAAUAAAAAUUUAUUACACAAUCAUUAGUGGCGUCAUUAGAAGUAAGGACACUGGCCUUUGGAUUUGGUAUUGUUGCCCUGUUAAAUUUUUAAAGGCUCCU
Acyrthosiphon pisum (pea aphid) is the source of this 2233-nucleotide messenger RNA. RefSeq names its product tripeptidyl-peptidase 2. Gene Ontology annotation, biological process: proteolysis. Gene Ontology annotation, molecular function: serine-type endopeptidase activity; tripeptidyl-peptidase activity. Bases 217 to 2115 code for a protein of 632 amino acids. The transcript is spliced from 11 exons. Gene Ontology annotation, cellular component: cytosol. The record is from RefSeq and is a predicted model, not a curated record. NCBI's taxonomy places the organism in Eukaryota, Metazoa, Arthropoda, Insecta, Hemiptera, Aphididae.